AGUUUUGUGCAUCUUUCAGCAAGAAAUAAUAUAUUUCUUGUAGGUGCUUCCCAGGCAUUCAAGGAGGAGAAGCAAUCAAGUGGAUCCAAUACAGAAUCUGCUUCGAGUCCUGUUGCAGAAACAUUCAGAGUUAUUCAGGGAGCAAUCAGUAAAGAAUUUGUGAGAUCUACGCAGGGUGUCUUCCAGUUUGAAUUAUCUGGUGAUGAAGGAGGCACUUGGUACAUCGACCUGAAAACCAAUGACGGGAGCGCUGGCUUUGGAAAGCCUCCUGUGACGGCCGACGUAGUUAUGAGCAUGUCAAGUGGCGACUUUGUGAAAAUGUUCACCGGUAAACUGAAGCCAACCAUGGCCUUCAUGUCAGGAAAGUUAAAGAUCAAAGGUAACAUGGCACUAGCAAUAAAGCUGGAGAAGAUGCUGACACAGUUUAACUCUAAACUUUGAGGGGAAAGCCUUCCCAACAGAACUUUGGCCUUUCAUGUGUAAUGACAAUGCUGUUUUUAAGUACUAAUCCUUUUUGAUGAAAUAUAGUAUGCAAGAAUAAAAUGUGAGACUGUUAGAGAAGAAAUAACUCAGUCUGAUUAAGACUAGAAGGUGUUUGUCUUGAUUAAAGAAUUCCUUCUUGAGAAUACA
Messenger RNA from Oxyura jamaicensis (ruddy duck), 630 nucleotides. RefSeq names its product hydroxysteroid dehydrogenase-like protein 2. The record is from RefSeq and is a predicted model, not a curated record. Lineage: Eukaryota; Metazoa; Chordata; Aves; Anseriformes; Anatidae. Gene Ontology annotation, cellular component: mitochondrion. The annotation marks the transcript as partial. The transcript has 4 exons.